Ilyonectria robusta is the source of this 585-nucleotide messenger RNA. RefSeq lists its product as uncharacterized. Bases 25 to 393 code for a protein of 122 amino acids. The record is from RefSeq and is a predicted model, not a curated record. The transcript has a single exon. NCBI's taxonomy places the organism in Eukaryota, Fungi, Ascomycota, Sordariomycetes, Hypocreales, Nectriaceae.
GGUGCCUUGGCCAAUAUCGGGUUCAUGGUCGCUUUCGUUGUUUGGGCUUGGAGGAUUCUUGUCCUGCCGGUUGUGGUAGUGGUCGCUCUGCGUGUUUACCGGAGCCCGGUUCAGUUUCUCAGCAGCCUGUCGAGGAUAGCCAGGUUUCGGAAGGCCGGGGCAUAUACGCAGGGCGUUCACUUUUUCGUCACCGACACAGGGAUCACGGGGAGUACGAGUGGCCCGGUGACGAGCCAUGACUCUCUUGCGUUGAUACGUGGGUCGACUGGUUACUUGGUGCUGAGACCUAGUAAUAACGGUUACGUCGUCGUUGGUGGGUCUUAUGUCGGUGAUCAUCCCAGGGCAGACGAAGUGUUGGCGAAAGCGUCAUGGGAAAACAUACGGCUUCGUUAGGGAGAGAUGGAAGCUAAUAGACAUCGAAUAGCGGGCAGUGAUAUUCUAGGUCGUUUACCUAAGCGAUGCUCAUACGCUCUCGUUGCCGAGUAGGUGUCAGGAAUCGCGGGGUGUUUGCCUCCGUGACCUGUCUGCCUUUGGUAGAUGAAUAGGCUAAUGACUUCUGCAAACAAAUGCCACGAAUGGAUGUCU